UUCAUCAAACUACUGCGAAGUGUUACAGCUCCACACUAUUACUGCUCCAACUGUCCGCUGUUGACCAUCAUGUACGGCUCUGCUCUCUAUGUGCUGAUUCUUGGGCUCGUGAGCCGCUCUGCCGUGGCGACUCCAGUGCGCGCGACCAGGAGCGUCCAAAGCGAGUGCGCGCACUGCACCGCGCCCGCCAGAAACCUGCUCACGUCUAUCAUGAGCGUGCUCGAUAAACCAGAAAAGGUGGGAUCCAAUACACUGUUUCAUGGAUUUAACUGCACAGACCUGGGAGUGAUGAUGAACCCAAACACAGAGACGGCGAGUGUGUGUCAGCCCAUUCAGGAUGUGAAAUGCUCAGAUGAAAAAACCUCUCCAUUCAGUGAGACUAAAUGCUUGCAGAACAUUGCUAAUGAUCUGGAUUAUCAUGGAUCCAUGCUCACUGAGUAUGUGAGCACUCUGGAUCCCAAGUCGAACUCGGAGUCUGUUAAGGAGCUCCAGUCCAUUACAGACUCGAUAAAUAAUCUUCAGCAGAGCUGCAAACUGCUGCCCAAACCCAAGUCUUCGAAAGAUAAGUGGACCCCCACUAGCUCUUUCGAAGACCGUAAGGAUUUAUGCAAGCAGCUGAAGGGCUUCCAAGUGCGCACCAUCACCAUUAACCGAGCUCUUGGUUACAUCUGCUCUGGGGAGUAUAAGAAAUAAUCCUACACUUCCACUACAAUCAUCAUCAUCAUCAUCAUCAUCUUUAUCAAUAUCAUCAUCUUUUUAAAAUCCCAAUGCUAGCUGUUUUAUUGUUAUUUAUUCAAAAUUGGCUCCGCACUACUACACCUAUUUAUAUCAUCUACGUGACAAGAAUGUAUAAGCUAACUACAUUUCUUUAGUUGUUAA
This is a messenger RNA of Hemibagrus wyckioides, 879 nucleotides long. RefSeq names its product interleukin 12a (gene il12a). The record is from RefSeq and is a predicted model, not a curated record. Gene Ontology annotation, cellular component: extracellular region. Gene Ontology annotation, biological process: immune response. NCBI's taxonomy places the organism in Eukaryota, Metazoa, Chordata, Actinopteri, Siluriformes, Bagridae. Gene Ontology annotation, molecular function: growth factor activity; interleukin-12 receptor binding. The transcript is spliced from 7 exons. Bases 70 to 693 code for a protein of 207 amino acids.